AUGCCUGCCCUCCGCCUGCUGCUCCUGGCGCUGCUCCUGCAGCUGCAUCCUGCCUCCUGCCAGGAAGCCCGGGGCAGUCUCCAGCCGUGGUCACAGGGUGUCAUCGCAGUGGUUGUAUUUCUAGUGCUGGUGGCCAUCGCUUUCGUCGUCAACAGGUUCUGGUGUAAGGAUAAAGUGGAAAGUGUCGAGAACGUGGUGAGUGUGGAGGACAAGCCAGAUGCUGUCACGUCCAACGGCCACGAAGGGAGAUACGUAUCAGCUGCAGCUGACUUCAGGUCCAAAGAGAACCAGCACGCCUACGAGAACACCGUGGAGCCCGAGGAGAAGGUGAUCACCACGGCCAUGUAGCAGCACCCGCCCGCCGCCCUCCUCUUCCUCUCGAUUCGCUUCCCGCUAUUGCGAUGGGCAUUCUCACGGAGACCCUCUGUGCUGGCACCCCCUGGGAGUGAUGGGGCCUCUCCCUGGCACCACCACCUCCUGAUCUUUUCCUUUUCCACCCGUGGGACAUGCUCCUGUCCACAAUGUCCCCAGGAGAGGUUUGGAGGUGCCACCUGUCCUGCCUGGUGGUCACCCCACCUGGCUGCCAAGGUUGAUGUCCCAAGUCCUGGGAGGGUGUUGACCUGUUCAAGACACAGAGGGGGAUCCUGCUGGGUGCCUGGGACAUCCCCACACUCCCAGCUGCCCUCCAGGGAGCUGCUGAUGGAAAACCUGCUCUUUUCUCCCCAGUUCACCCUC
Messenger RNA from Pseudopodoces humilis (Tibetan ground-tit), 735 nucleotides. It is a transcript of the gene PDZK1IP1, whose product is annotated as PDZK1 interacting protein 1. NCBI's taxonomy places the organism in Eukaryota, Metazoa, Chordata, Aves, Passeriformes, Paridae. The record is from RefSeq and is a predicted model, not a curated record.